Molecule: messenger RNA, 8300 nt
Organism: Cryptotermes secundus
Lineage: Eukaryota; Metazoa; Arthropoda; Insecta; Blattodea; Kalotermitidae
Product: sodium/hydrogen exchanger 3
Exons: 17
Coding region: 369-3908 (1179 amino acids)
Biological process (GO): sodium ion transport; proton transmembrane transport; regulation of pH
Cellular component (GO): membrane
Molecular function (GO): sodium:proton antiporter activity
Source: RefSeq, a predicted model, not a curated record
GCGAGCUCCGGGACCUUGUCGCGAAAGAUGAGGGCGGGUCCAACGCAGCAGCUGCAGGGAAUCAGCAGCCACUCCCACCACUUUCAGCUGAUAUUACUACAACCUUAAUGUGUGAGAAGAAGUAAAUAAUCGGUAAAGACGCAGAACUGGCUGGCUGUUCGCGUGGAGUCGUGUUGCGAGUGUCUGUACCCUGCACCUCCGACGACCGGCAUGGCGUAUGGCGUGGAGGUCUCUACUGGAUAACUUUCCGUUUGCAGUCGCAGUUUUGGUUCUUUCAGUUGGAUGUUAUGUUAAUGGAUGGGCACAUCUGCAUUCGCAGAGCUACUAGCUACAUAGCCGUACAUUGUCAGUAGUGCAUCCACUUCGAGAUGGCUUCACAAGUUUACGGUUCCUACAUACAUAACACAACAGUCCAUCACGGUUGCCAACGUCACAGCCGGGGUGCAAAUUGGUACUGUAAUGGGAGGAGAAAUGUUACAUUCCUGCUGUUUAUUAUGUUGCUUCUGCUACUGCUAGGGCAUUUGGGAGUUUGUUCCGGAAGACCUGAUGCAUUGGCUUCGUCCUCCAGUUCGACAACAUUGAGAACGACAUCUCCACCUUCCGGUAAUCAAUAUUACAGCGAUAGUAACAGUAGACAGUUUUCUUGGUCAGUUAAAGGCAUGGAUCCCACUAAUGAAGGUGAUGAUAGGGACGUAGGUGGUGAUAGUGGUGUUGGAGAUGCAUAUCCUUCCGCUUCUUCAUCCUCAGGACGUUCACCGAUCCCACACGAUGAUAGCGAUGGCUUCGAAGAAAGCAGUCCCAGGUCAUCAGGGCCUGUCUUCAUGCCGAAUACGGGUGACGUACAGGCUGCGCAAGCCGACACGGAACACAAUGGCAAUGGAGACACGAAGCGUUAUCCUGUCGCAUCUGUGGAGUUUGAUCGUGUGAAGACGCCGUUCAUCAUCGGUGUCUGGAUCUUUUGUGCCAGCCUCGCCAAGAUCGGUUUCCACAUGACGCCGAAACUGUCUAGAAUCUUCCCCGAAUCGUGCCUGCUGAUCGCUGUGGGGGUGAUCAUUGGUGUGCUGCUCACUCAAACAGGGAAUAUGAACGUUUCACCCCUCACCCCUGAUACAUUUUUCCUGUACAUGCUGCCUCCAAUCAUACUGGAUGCUGGAUACUUCAUGCCGAACCGACUGUUCUUCGACCACUUGGGUACCAUCCUUCUGUUCGCUGUUAUUGGAACCAUCUUCAACACGCUUACCAUCGGUGUCUCUCUGUGGGCAGUGGGGCAGAGCGGUCUGUUCUCCUGUGACACCCCACUGCUGGAGAUGUUUCUGUUCUCUGCCCUCAUCUCCGCAGUGGAUCCUGUCGCAGUGCUCGCCGUCUUUGAAGAGAUCCAUGUUAACGAAAUUCUUUAUAUUGUUGUUUUCGGCGAGUCUCUGCUCAACGACGCCGUCACCGUGGUGCUUUAUCACAUGUUUGAGGCCUACACGGAAAUGGGCCCCACAAAUAUCCUCUAUACAGACCUUCUGGCUGGAUUUGCUUCAUUCUUUGUGGUGGCACUUGGUGGUACCAUCAUUGGCAUCCUGUGGGGCUUUCUUACAGGCCUUGUCACCAGAUACACGCACCAGGUCCGAGUCAUUGAACCCAUCUUCAUCUUUGUCAUGGCAUACUUGGCCUACCUUAACGCUGAGAUCUUCCAUAUGUCAGGAAUACUGGCUAUCACAUUUUGCGGCAUAACAAUGAAAAAUUAUGUGGAAGCCAAUAUCUCUCACAAAUCGCACACAACUGUCAAGUAUGCAAUGAAGAUGUUGAGCAGUUCUUCAGAAACCAUUAUCUUCAUGUUCUUGGGUGUGGCCACCAUCAACAGUAGGCACGACUGGAACAUCUGGUUCGUUGUACUCACCAUCGCCUUCUGUUCCAUAUACCGCACCAUAGGUGUGAUCCUACUCACAGCUAUUGCAAAUCGUUUUCGAUUGCAUAAGCUAAAUAAAGUUGAGAAGUUUGUGAUGUCAUAUGGUGGGUUGCGAGGAGCAGUUGCCUUUGCUCUUGUGCUGCUGAUUGACAAGCAUCACGUGAAGCUGCAACCAAUGUUUGUCAGUACAACAAUAGCUGUUAUCUACUUCACUGUUUUCUUCCAGGGAAUAACCAUCAAGCCUCUCGUCAAAAUCCUCAAUGUAAAGAGAGCUGAAAAAAGAAAACCAACAAUGAAUGAAAGAAUUCAUGAAAGGUUCAUGGAUCACUUGAUGGCAGGAAUUGAGGACAUAUUGGGUCGCCAUGGCAAUUAUCAUGUGCGGGACAGGUUCAAGAGAUUUGACAACAAGUUCAUCCGUCCAUUGUUGCUGAGAGACCAUCGGGGAGCAGAACCUAAAAUCCUGGAGACAUACUCAAAACUAGCAAUGAAAGAUGCAAUGGAAUACAUGCGAAGAAAUGCAUCUACUAUUGGUAACAUCUCCGGUACUGAAUCCAUGUCGGCCAUCUUUCGCAAUUAUACUACAGGCAACAUCAAUGGAAAUCUGAGUGGUACACUUAAUGGCAGCACUAGUUUCAGCCAAUUGGACUCAAGCACCUGGAACAUAGACAUGCAGGAGUUGGAGUACAACCCAUCCAAAAAGGACUUGACAGAUGCCAGGAUCCAUCAUUUACUUGCAGAAGAGCUGUGUAAACCCUAUCGCAGGGUAAGAGAACACCGGAGGUUGAGCUACAGUCGACAUGCAGUAAACGACCGAGACCUCUCUACACAACCUGUCAAUUACCGCAUGCAUAUGAAUAUACGGCGUAUGGUUGGUGAAAGGAAGCACCAUCAUAAACGAAGCAAGAGGUUAGGCAAGGAUGGGAAACAAAAUCAUGUUAGUUUCCCAGGAAUCACACAGAAUGGUUCAGCAAAACAAUUUUCUCAUGAUUACAUCAAUGAGGUUCUUCAGGAGUCAGAGAAUGAUGGAGAUGGCACCAAGUCUACUAGCAAGGAAGACUGGGACAGUGCCAUCACAUUCACAGCCAGGACUUCACCUGGCGGAACACCAGAGGCAAGUGUGUUGACCCAAAUAACUAGCCUCCCGGGUUCCAAUCCCCGGAAAGCCCGUCUGAUCAAGCAGUAUUCAAAACCUACCAUUGAUUACGAUGAUGCACCCACAGUAGCUGAGGUUUCCCUACCUUGGAGACGAGGCGUAAAUGGGGAUGAAACACAUACUUCUGGAAAUAAUGAAGCAACCAAGAAACCUUCUCAAGAGAUGGAUGGUUCAACGGGGACAAAUGCCGCUGCAACUGAGAGUGCACGGGUGACUACCCCAACUGCGACUGAGACCAUGUUGCCGUGGAAAAGGGACGAUGAAGGGGAAAGCACAUGUCCACUGAAACAGAGUGAAUUUCCUGCCUGGUGCUCCAAUAAGGAAUAUCUUGCUUACAGUUCACCCUCGGCCACAUUCUUAGGUGGAAUUGAACAACCUAAGAUUGCUUCUGUGAUUGGACUAUUCCGUCGCGAGAGUUCAGGCUCAGUACAGGAUUCACGUGCCAGCUCUGAGUCUUCAUUACACCAUACUAGUGGCCCUGAAUCUCCUCCUGCUCCUGGUGCAGUUUUACUCAUUGAAGAAGGAGGUCCUGAGCCAUUAGCAGGCAUGCUGGGUAUACCUAGACGUCCACCAGUUGGCCGCCGCGGCUCAAUGUUAGAGUUGGGCUCCACAACUGUGAACUCCAUUCCUGAGGAGGAAGCCACAACACCGCUCACCUCACCCCAGAAUUCUCCUUUGUCAUCAUUGUCAGACCAGCGAUGGAUGGCACUGGGAAAAGGUUCAGGAUCACUCUCCCGACUUGCUGGUCGCCUCUCGGCUCUAGUAUCAUCAUCUUCCUCGUCUUCUUCAUCUGAUGACUCUUCCAAUGAAGAUGAUGAAGAAACUGAUGAAAAAUGUGCUAUUAAUAGGACACAGAAUUAAUUUCUGUGAUGCAGUUAAUACAAGAAACAUGGAGUUUUGAAAGAUAGUUCAGUGCAGCGAUUGUUUUACAGUUGAGAAAGUUAUGUAGAUUAUCUUGGAAAUUGUAAUGGUUACUAUCCAUUAAUUUCACUGUAGUAUAGUUCAGACUGUGAUAGUCCAUUAAUUAUGACCUUUCAAUCAGUCUAGAGAUUGUAACUCAGGUCCUGAGAAGUGAUGUUAUGAAGCCUAACAAUGCUUAUCAGCUAGAAUUUUAGGAUUCUUGUGUAGAAUGAGAGAAAAAUACUGGUUUUAAACUGUAGACUUAAUGUCUUAGCAAGUUUUGGUUGUAACUGUCACUGGAAAAUUGCACAAUCAGAACAAAAACUUGUAAGCAAAUGAGUUUACUUUAUCAUAUACAUAAAUUGCAGAACAUUUCCAAUACUUUCGCAGACAAUAAACUGACGUAUAUUUCUUAUCGUUUAUUCACAAUAAUACUUGCUUUGGUAGAGUUUAUUGCCAUGGAACAACAAACCCCACUUUCUAUAAAUUCCAGUAUGACCAGCUGUUUCUUGUAUUAGUGUCCUCAUUAAUAUUUUUACUAUCAUGAGUCAGAGUUUCCAUCAACAAAGCAAACACCCUUCCCUAGUUAAAAUGUACAGUGUUGGCAGAAUAGUGCAUUCACUUUUAUGUGAAGUGGAUUUGCAGUUUUAUUCCUCCUUGUUGUUAUAAUAUUGAAAUAAAGUACACAAAUAUAGGAUUUCAUUGUGCCUAUAGAAAAGAAUUAUUUCCUGUCCUUCAUAGUUUCCAUAUAUUUUGUCAUGCAUAGGAAUACAGUAAUUCCUAACAGAAAGUUUCAGACAGCAUCUGAAUUUGCCAGGAAGAAGAGAUGGGCAUGGCAUGUUAAAUAUAUAGGAGGGAUGAGAAAUGCAUACAAAAUUUUAAUCAGAAAUCGUGAAAGAAGUAGGCUGCUUCAGAGGUGUAAGUGGAUAAUAUUAAUAGGAUGGUAAUGCACAAGUUUUUCUUGGCGAAUCAGAGUGUGAUGAAGGGGAUUGGAUUGGUCUAGCUUAGUACAGGGAAGAGUGACAGCUCCUUUAUGCAUGAUAAUGGCCCAUUAUGGUCCAUGAAAGGAGGAGAAUGUUUUGAUUUUUUGAAUAACUUCCAAGUUUUCAAGAAUUCUGCUCCCUGAUUUUAUAGCAUCUUUCUCUGUAAUUUGUAACUGUUAAAACAGUGGUUUGAAAUGAACAGAGAAUAGUAAUAAUUGCUUUAUGCUUCAGAGUUCUGAAGUAAAAGUGUAUUUUUUUUUUCAUUUGAGUUGGAAGAGCAGUUUCUUGUGAACAUGAGAUUUAAAUCUGUGGUUUUAUCUUUCUUUGCCAUACUGAGAAUUGUGAUCAGGAGUUAGCUAAAAACAUUGCUCUUAAAAGGAGACUAUACACAUGAACCAUUACAAUUUCUUAGUUCUACUGACAGUUGAUACAGUUUUGAGAAUGAUGUUAAUAGUGCUCAACAGUUAUUAAGUGCACAAAACAGGAACUGCCCACUGAAUGCUAAGAAAUGGCAUUUAGGACUGGCAGUUAUAUUGUAAUAAUUUUGAGCAUCAUACUAUAUAGAAUUACUUCAGUUUAUUGAACUUUAUUGUAUUUUGGUGAAAGAAACUUAGGGUGGUAUGCAAUAAAAAUUGAAGUAUUUUUAUUUUUAUAUUAUUAUUGGUAGUAGGAAUGUUGAUGACACUGUCUGCGCUAGUUGUAACUUUAAAAUGAUUAAUAGGCCUUCAGAUUAGUAUAGGUUGUGAAAACUCUGAUGAAACAACAAAGUAACAUACUUCCAGUUCUUGUUUAACAUGAUUAUUAAGUUAAUAUACAUUACUGUAAAUGAUUGUUAUUGUGACAUAUGUAGAUACAUAAGUAGAGUAAGGUUAUGGGUCUUUUAUCAAUAAUUUUAAGCAUGCUGGUGCCUAGUUACUUACCCAGACUUUGUCAUUCUGAUACUCUCUUCAGAAGGAGAUUAAGUAUUUACAAGAAGCAUAUAGAACUCUUACUGUUAAUAUAAUUGGUUUUAUUUUAUCGGACAUAGAGAAACUGUAUCAACUGGCAAAGGGAGCCAUACUAGUUAAUGCAGCAAAUGAAGACUCUGUUCAACAAACUGUUGGUGGUAGAUGAGUUCCUAGGAUGUGUGUGUGCCUGUUACAGGGAGAAAAUGUAAUAUCUUCACUUAUGAAUGAGUUGCAUUAUUCGUAGAGAAACAGGAAAUAGUUUUCAUUAAAAUACUUGGGCCAUAUAAUAGAUAAUUUCUUGGGCAUAAUGACGGUAUUUCUAGCCUAUUUUGUUUGUAACCAUGCAGUAGGCAAAUUCAGCAUUUCCUCCCAAAAUUAUAUAAUCUGUCAGAUUUAAGCAUAAAUUAUGAUUGUCAGAGAGGGUUCAGAUAUGAUAGUAUGAGUGAUCGAGAGAGAGAUUUUGUGCAGAAUAUUUCUUUGUUUAUUGGGAUCUUAUUUUACUCUAAAUGUUUUGUUGCUGCUAAGUAUAAUCUUAGAUUUCCUGAUCUGUUAUGCAUAAUCUUGCCCUUUAUGCAACUCUAAAUUGCAUCUCUGAUUAUCCCUCAGUUGGUAGUGACAGAGAGGUAAAACAUUGUUCCACAUGCAAAAGGGUAGAUGAGAGCGAAGAUUCUUAUGUUAAUUAGCCAGCUUUCAAGCGUCCUUAUUAAGUUCAUAUUGACCUUGUGACCACAGGACACUCACAUGACCUUUGCAGCUCCUUGUUAUACUACAGGCCUGUUCUUCUCUCAGUCUCCCAUUUUAAAAGGUAUGUUUCUGUAUUUUCAAAAAAAGACUGUUCUCUCACAUUUUGCAUUCAGAGAAGAACUAUUACAUUCACUUAAAAAAUGCUGCAGACUUAUAACCCAGUACAUUACUGUUUAGCUUUCUGUUUUUCUUUCCAGUUCCAGAAAAAUGUUAUGUAUCCUUUGAAGAAUGCUUUUAAUAUCUGGGAAUUAAACUGUACAUUAAUUAAUUUCUAAAUUCAGAUCAUUUGCAUAACUCUGAAAUAGAAGUCAGAAUAUGUCAAAAUGGUACGAUACUAUAAGUAUUUUCUCGACAUUUUUGCAUUUUGUCAUGAUGAUGAAUGUAUAUAGAAACUAUUAAAUUUCUUGGACUACUAUAAAGAUAAUGAAGUUAAAUAUUACAAAUCUCUUACAAAAGAUAUAAUAUAUUUACUUAAACCUAGCACAGGCAAAGAAAUGAGAGAAUAUACUUCCAUUUUUUGUGGCUUAAGUGUGAGGAAGUAGUAGGUGAGAAAUACCAUCUUCUAUCAUCAUGUCUCUCCACUUCAUCGCAUCUAUUGAUUGAUCCGUGAAUAUGCAGCAAACUAUUUGACACACCUGGGAAUCUGUGCUUAUCUAUGAUCUGCCUCGAACAGUUUGGCUCUUUGUGCCUAUAUAUUUAACAAAAUUAGGUAUGCGAGGUUGUACUUAAUUUGCAUUGUCAACAUUUGUAUAUUUUGUGAUGAGAGACAAUAUUAUUGUAAUAUACAGUACUUUAAACAAACUGUUUCUGUGAUGAAAAAGGCUGAGUUUUCAAAACAUGGGAAAUGAUUAAUUAGAUAUCAUGUUCCAUAAACAUGAUAGUUAAACAUAAUCGUGUGCAGAAAUGCAAUGUAAGUGAAGAGUAACUGUGCUCUUGGAAGAAGGCAUUGUGCAGUACUAUACAUGAACAAUCUUUGAACAUUUACAGGGUGAAAAUCCUAUUCAGUUAAUAGGUUGUUGAAACUACAGAUAAUGUAGAUUGUUUAGUUACAACUUUCUAAGGAAGGGGUGGGAUGGGGUGUAUAUAGUAUGUCAUUCAGUGAACUUGACACUAAGUUGUUACCUAAACUGGCAGUGAGAUGUGAUAACAGAAACUGCAGUAUUUCCAUUUUACUUACCACUAGGGUUAAUAAAUUUUCGGUUACACUGAAACCUGAGGGCAUCAUAGAACAUAUGCUGCUUCAGAUAUGUCAUAGGAGUUGCAUUGUUUUGGUACUGUAACAUGAAGUUUAUAGCUAGUCAUAAGUAAUCCUGUAUCACAACACAAUAUUAAUGUUAUGUUGAGGUUAUAAAGUAUUUUCCAUGGUACUAUGAUGAUGCAGGUUUGCUUGUAGACAGAAUAUACAGGCCAGGAUAAUCAUUAUAAAGUGCAGGUUUCAGUUGACUGCUAAAAUGUUACCAAUGUUACCAUAAUGGAAAUAAUCCUUUCAGUCUACUGUUUUGUCAUUAAAAUAUCUUGCCCUACAUGCCUAUUUAUGAAAACAGUACUUUAUUUUAUUUUUUGGAGAGAAAGUGUGUUUUAUACUCAUUCACUAUUUUGUGCAUUGUCAUUAAAAUCCUGUACAGAUAGACCUAUAUUAUGCAGAUAAUGUGCACAUUAAACUCUUUAUUUGAAGAGCA